This is a messenger RNA of Rhododendron vialii, 797 nucleotides long. Its product is annotated as photosystem I reaction center subunit IV A, chloroplastic-like. The coding region runs from base 264 to 653 and encodes 129 amino acids. The transcript has 3 exons. Gene Ontology annotation, biological process: photosynthesis. Gene Ontology annotation, cellular component: photosystem I; photosystem I reaction center. The record is from RefSeq and is a predicted model, not a curated record. NCBI's taxonomy places the organism in Eukaryota, Viridiplantae, Streptophyta, Magnoliopsida, Ericales, Ericaceae.
UGAGAGGCUGAAGUGAACCACUGAGGGGGGUGAGAUGGGGGGCUCUAACAUUAUCCAAAGGAACUGGAUAUGGUACACACGUGGCAGCAUCCCACUGGCCGGGGGAAACACGAAUUGACACAGGUUGAUCAUAGUCCAGAAAAAUGAUAUCCUCCUUAAUUGAAAAUCUCUCAAAUUCUCUCACUUCUUUCAAGCUUUUACUUCCCUUUUUUUUUCUCUGAUCCUUUCAUAAAAGUACUCUCAAUCCAUUUCUGUGUGAGAGAAUGGCAAGCUGCAGUAUGACAUCCGCUGCCUCCGGGCUUCUGCUAACCCCUUGCUUCAUGACUUCUACAGCAAUCUCCUCCAGGGCUAAUGUGCUGCAAGCAGCCUCUAACAAGAGCAGCAACAAUGGGUCAAGGUUGGUUGUGCGCGCGGCUGAAACGGCGGAGCCACCAGCUCCUGCCGCCGUUAAGCCGCCUCCGAUUGGACCCAAGAGAGGCACCAAGGUGAAAAUUCUUAGGAAGGAGUCCUACUGGUUCAAGGGCGUCGGAUCAGUUGUAGCCGUUGAUCAGGACCCGAAUACUCGAUACCCGGUCGUGGUUCGGUUCAACAAAGUGAAUUAUGCUAAUGUAUCUACGAACAACUACGCAUUGGAUGAGAUUCAAGAAGUUUAAUUGAAUGAGUUUGCAUUUAUUAUUUGUGUUUGUAAUCCUAUAGUUUCUAUGUCAAUGCCACCAUGUUGCAAGCUUGUCCACGAAUGUGUAUCAUAUUCCUCCCCCGUCAUAUUUUGUAGCGUUUUGUUUGAUCAGUAUUGCAAA